Messenger RNA from Electrophorus electricus (electric eel), 1238 nucleotides. RefSeq names its product winged helix repair factor 1. NCBI's taxonomy places the organism in Eukaryota, Metazoa, Chordata, Actinopteri, Gymnotiformes, Gymnotidae. Gene Ontology annotation, biological process: positive regulation of Ras protein signal transduction. The record is from RefSeq and is a predicted model, not a curated record.
AUGAUUAAGUGAAUGCUUCCUAUUCUCUGCUAGAUUUAUCAACAGUAGCUAUCUCGAGUAUAGGGUUGUUUAGCGUCUGCCUUGGAUAUCACUUAAUACAGAACGUAAACUAUACAUUUUAAAGCGCUCGUUCAAAUCAAAUUAGCUUUCUAGCUUGCUAAUGAGUUUAAUUGGGUAACUAUUACAUGAAUAGCAGAUAUUUAGUAAGCAAAACCCAUCCCGGCAUGAGUCCUAACUCAGAUUUGACCAAUCAUGUCUUCAGCUAUGAAUAGAAAGAGAUCAUUAAUAUCAGACACAUUCUGCAUAAAAAAACGAAAAUGUGGGUCUGAGAGUCCUAUUGGAAAACCGGGAUUUCAAGAGGGAUCCAUUGACGUCAAGGCCGCGUUACAAUAUCUCAUGACACUGUUUCCAAGCAAACUGUUUAAUGACAGCCUUCCACCAAUUGUGUUCAAACAUCAACUGUACAGUUUAAAUGAUGACAAAACUUUGGUGGAUAAGCAAGUGAAUGAAUUGAGAGAAAAUGGAGAAGUGUUCAUGUUCCAGCUGGGUUUCCACUCAGAUACCUUUGCCUUGGUAUUUUCUGUGGACUACAGAGCCAAAGUUCUGGCAGGGGAGGCUGGAAGGAACACACUUGGAACUGUAGAAAAGUUUCUUGAUAAAGUUCUACAUGCCUGCCCAGACCUAAGUUUCAGCAAAGACAAAAUGCUUAAGGAGUUCGUUUUCACAGAUUCAGAGAUAACGCAGCUUGUUCAGGCAGGAGUACUGACUGUGCGGGACGCUGGCAGCUGGUGGCUUGCAAUUCCAAAUUCUGGUCGAUUCACCAAGUACUUUAUUCAGGGGCGCAAAGCUGUUCUUGGUAUGGUCAAAAAAUCAAAAUACAGCGAAAUCUUGAAGAGCAGGCUGGAGGAGCGCCACUGCACCUCACAGGUUAAAUUGCAGAUGAAGUACCAUGUCCAUGAUAUAAUUGGUGCAGAACUGGUAGAAUGCAUAAACACCACAUCAGGAACUUUAUUACGAUUUAUGGACACUUGACCUUCAAGCUUUGGAAAUGUUAGCCUUUGGGAUUUUACAUUGUUCUGAAGUGUCCUUCCAGUCUACUUUAAGGCAGUACAUAACUAACUGCAUGCAGUGUUUCAAGAUGAUCAUCUGGGACUUGCAAAAAUAUGGACCUCACCAGCAUCCCAUUAGUAUGCCACUCAUACACUGGUAAUAGAUAUUAAAAGUAAUUGCUACAAGCA